Molecule: messenger RNA, 4597 nt
Organism: Pomacea canaliculata
Lineage: Eukaryota; Metazoa; Mollusca; Gastropoda; Architaenioglossa; Ampullariidae
Product: aquaporin-4-like
Exons: 6
Coding region: 2646-3503 (285 amino acids)
Biological process (GO): transmembrane transport
Cellular component (GO): plasma membrane
Molecular function (GO): water channel activity
Source: RefSeq, a predicted model, not a curated record
AGAUCUACCCAGCUUGGGUAAAGGUGCUUUGCGGACGUUGAAUCCAGUUUGAUGAUGCUGAUGCUGAUAGAAGAAAGUCAACGUGGCAACGGGUGGGUUACAUAUAGGCAAAGAGUGAUUAGUAACUCAAAACCCCAGCACUCGAUUUAAAAAACAAAUAUCAAACGUAUCAAAUCCAAUUUGCACGUUUUCGUGCUUCAUGCUGUCGUCUGCAAAACACCCUCGCCAUCCUCAGUGAUAUAUUUAUUCUGUCCUCUCCUCUGUCACGAAGUACAUGGUAUAACCAAUUACACUUCUCUCUUGAUGCUGGGGAGAAUAUUUGGAGUGACAGCAGAUUUUUUAUAACUCCUGCCUCCAUGUGAUUAAGAAGAACAGAAAUUAAAUUAGGGAUGAAUAGAAGAGAAUAAUUCCAGGCAUUUGCUUUAAAAGAUAUUUGUAUUAGUCUUCCAAAUCUGGAGGCUUUGUGCUCCCCGUUAAUUACCUUUUUGCACGAAACCACACAAUUCCCUUCGUUUGCAUAAAUACUCUGACACGGUGAACUGAAAAGUCGUGUUCUUGGGUACACAGGUGGACCUUGUAUACUGGAAAUUAUUUCCUCUUUGUGGCAAAUACAAACGGUCGUAUCACAUGAAAUCAUUAAAGGAAACAUUCAGUUUGAAAUGACUUCAUUCUUUUUUUCUUUUUUUUCUUUUUUUUUUCUCAGUUUCUAGCCGGCAGGUAGUGCAAUCAGGGCUGCCUCCAACAUUGCGGCUUCUCCGUUCCUCCAGACCCUCCCAGAGAGAAGUGCAUGCUUCAUCACCACUUUCAUUCUUAAUUAAUGUUGGGCUGGAAGACCGGACGUCCAUCGGCAGGAGCGACGAGGAUAUGUGAAAACAACGUCAGUGAUCACGUGACUAGAGGCCUUUCUGGCAGUCUGCUCAGCACGCACGCACGUGGGAAACACCCACAGACGAACACACACACGAACACGACCGACAGACCGACAGACUCAUCGGACAAACGAAAGAAAGACGGAGGGAAUGAACAAAAAAAGACAAAAAUAAAAAAACAAACCAAAGUAAAUGAAAAAGUCAAGUAGACGGAUGGGCAGACAGAUUGUAAGGAGGAAGGAAGAGAGAAAGUGAGUGAGAAUGAGAGAGUGUAACUAAAAGUGAGUGGAGAAGGAAGGAGGAAGAGUGUCUGUCGUGUCGCAUUGCAGGGUGUUACAGGCCGAGACGGAGGAUGGGCUGUUUGUGAAGCUGACUUGAAGAAUUUAGACACCGCAGCAUGAGGGGCUGUAAUGAAAUCAGGAAGGAGGCUGGAAAGUCGAUCACAGUAUAAAUUCCGGUCUGUAGAUUUUCUGAGCCGCCUUUGCAUACAAGGGAAAUCUGCAGUCACAUCUUGAAGCAGCUAGCCCCUUCCAUGCAAAUUUCAAACAAUGAAACCAGAGACUUGGGGUCAAGGUGCGUGGUGCGAGUGAGGAGGAAAAUGGAAGAAGAGGAUGAAGAAGAAAAAGGAAAGGGGAUCGAAGAAUAGAAAAAAAAAACCCAACAAACAUCCAUUCACAUCUUACUAGGUUUUCAAUAGCCUCUAACUAAGUAAGAAAAGAAAGUUGAAUGAUUCUACUAGUUUCACUUUCAACAUUUCUCUGAAACAUUUAUUCUCAUGUUAUACAUUCUUUCCCAUUACACAUCUUAACCUACUUGAAAAAACGAAACAGAAAUGAGAGUGAGAAAAAAAAAAAACCCUGGAGAAAACGGAUAAGUGGAUAAGACAAAACAAGCAAAUAAACAAAACACAACUGAGCAAACACACUUUCUCCAGCAAUAAUCUCCUCCCACCCCACCGAAACCCCCUCCACCCUCAUGUGCGUGUGGGAACGCCAAGACUCGCAGCUCCCGCCUCGGCAGUCCCACACUCGUUAAAAGCAUGGCGCUGCCUGGGGAAGGCAAGACGACUCAGCUGGCGAGCGGAAUGGGUGUCGGUGUCGACGACGACGACUGAUUCUUGCGAUCAAACCACAACUUAGUGCCACCCGCUCCUCUCCGCCAUCUCCCCGGGCCUCCCCACCGCGCCACGCCGUCGUCCACCACCACCACCACAUACGACUACUACCACCACCACCAUCACCACUAUCGCCACCACCCUGGAGACAAGUGGAAAGUGGAAAGUCAGCAGACGUUGGCUUGUGUGAUGUUCCUCUGGAGGUGACAGCAAAGGGAGGCGAGAGGGAGGCACCACCGUGAUGGGAGCGGCGAGCCCGGUGUAGCAGACACUCGUAGAUCACUGUCGCCAAGCAGGAGGACUGUCACCAUGUCCUGCUCGCGUGCUCGGGGUCCAUGAAGGCAAGAGAGUUCUGAAACGAAACAGACAGAAAAUCCAUUUGUGGGGACUGAGCCUGGCGGACACUCACGCAAGCACGCACGCUAAUGAUUUGUCAGAGGACCUAAAUGAAAACUUAGAGCAUUCAUCAGUUAUUGAUUGACAUCGACUUUCACCUCAGGUCUGCGAUACGGAGGCUGAGCUGAUCUCCAGUUGUCACAGGCUGUCACACUCAGCCGCCACCGAGUCAGCGCCCAUUGCCGAAUCUCACCUGACGAUGCAAUAGAAUCUCGCCGAGGGGGAAAAAGCAAGAUGGCGAAUGCGGGUACCUGGACACAGUGGUGAUGACAUUCAAGCGUCUCAAUUUUUGGAAGUCUGUCAAGUGCGAGUUCAUGAUGACUCUCUUCUACGUGCUCUUCGGCUGCGGCGCCACGUCGUCGGUGCUGGUGAGCCAGAACACCAAGGACCUGGACGUGGCGCUGAUGUCGCAGUACGCAGCGGCUCUCAACGCAGCCCUGGCCUUCGGACUGACGGCGGCCAUCAUGCUGCACUGCUCCCUGCGCCUGGAGGGUCCCGUGCACCUCAACCCCGCCGUCACCGUCGCCCUGCUGUGCACCCGGCGUGUCAACGUCGUCACAGCCUUGUUCCACAUCAUGGCGCAGUGUCUAGGCGCACUGGCCGGAAGUGGAGUGCUGUAUGGCGUGACGCCAGCACGACUGCACGAUCAUUUAGGCGUCACCAUGGUGAUGGGCAACACCGGACGCGGACAAGCCUUUGGCUUCGAAUUUGUGUCCACGUUUGUUCUAGUCUUUGCUUACUAUUCUUCCUGCGAACCUGGAACCUUGAGGUUCAAACCCCUGCCUAUCGGCCUCGCUAUUUCGGCUGGGACACUGUUCAGCUGGCAGUACACAGGGGCCAGCAUGAAUCCCGCUCGCUCCUUGGGGCCUGCUGUCGUGUGCAAUGAAUGGCGAGAUCACUGGGUGUACUGGAUAGGACCGAUUCUGGGUGGCAUGCUGGGUGGCAUCACUUACGAAUACAGUCACUGGUCUGGGCCUGACACCCCGGGGUCCAGCGCCCGUCGCUUCAGCUGCCCCGGGGCUACCGGCAUGGGACUGGAACACAGCGGCAGCAAAGACAGCGUGGAGGACACGCCCACCGAGCUGACCUACACAGUCAACAUGGCCGACGACCCGGAAGUUUAAAUCACGUCGAGGCCCUGCUGAGAAUACUGUGUACGGUGCACAUGUGUGGGAGGUUGCAGGGGAUCAGAGGGCAAACGAUCCAUGACAAAGGUGAUGUCCUGCCAAAGGUCAACAAGUGUCGCGAGGACCAACUGUUGGAAGUGAGGACACUGGCUUGUCGUGGCUCAUGGCACCGGACAGUCACACAACGGACUGCUUCUGAUAAAUUUUCGUUUCUUGAUUUACAGCAGCGUGUUGUAUGUUGCGGUCAGAAGAGGGACAGCACAGUAUUCAAAUAUGGAAGUUUCCGAACAUCUUUGUGUAAAGAAAAAAAUUAAUAUCUUCAAAGUUUUGUUUCCCAAAUUCUCAUAGGGCUUAUUGGCAAACUUAUAUUUAUCUAUUUACACGAUACAGGUUGUGACAAACUUUGUGUGAUAGGUUCUAGUGGAAAAUGUAUUCAGGGCAUCUUAACACAGACCUUGCAGGGAGUAGUUAAACCUUGUUUACUAUUAUUACGCAAUUCUAUUUAUCAGUUUUGUAUACUUGGAGCAUGUCUGACAAAAAAUAUUUAGAAUAAAUAACUGCCGAUGUUUCUAGCAUAAAAUAUGUAAAAAAAUGUAUCUGAUCAAAAAGUUGUAAGAGAGCAGUUGUAGACUAAUAUUAGAUAAUAUUAGUUUAACCCUGUUUGUAGAGUAAGUAUUGUUCAAACUAAAAUCAAAUUGUCUAGAGCACACCAUGUACAUAAUAGACUCGGGUAUCUCUUUCCACAACCGGAUGGCUCCAUGUCGUAAUGUAGAUGAAGGUAAAGUAAAUAUUUUUUAAACAUUUUGAAUGACUGUCGACAAUUUAAAAAGCUAUAUAUUCUGUUUUUAAACUUUCAUCCCAGUGACCAAACAAUUUAAAAGCUCUAGCAAAAAUUGUGAUAAUUUUUCUGUAGCUUUUUUUAACAAUACAAACAGUAAACAUUUUUUUGAUCAACGCUUUAAGUACCGGUAAGGUGAAAAGGGACAUUCCAGAUGAAAUAAAUUUUGUAAAUAUCUUUUGAAAUGUAAAUGAUUGGUUUCUAUUUGUGCUGGAAACAGAGUCAAAAGUAUACUCAUAAUUUUAUGACCGAA